GUUCGGGUUUCAAAUUUCAAAUAAAAUCUCUUAUCAAAUAAUUAGUGUAUUCAUUUAUAAAUUAUUUGAUAAUGACUAAUCCUUUCAAAAAGUUAAAAACUGAGGGCUCAGGAGACACAGGCUUUGAGGAAUUUCUGAAAGGAAUAGAAAAUGACAGGAUUCAGGCCGGAAAGACUGUGCAGCAGUUUGGUUACAAUAAAAACAGAAUCAGAUUCUUUUCUAAGUGCAAAGAAAUCCCUUCUUGGUCUAAAGGGGUACUCUACUGGAUGACAAGGGAAGAAAGGAUUCAAGGUUGAAAUGUUCCUCUAUUGUGGAAGUUAUUUAUUUAUUUUUUAUUAUUUGCCUAGCAGGAACUAAGUCAAGGGUUAUGCUCUAAUUUAACAUUAUUGUUUUGUUUUUUUAUGGAUGCUUAAAAUGAAGACAAAAUUAACUAUAAUUGUAAAAAUAUCAACGUAUUUUUCAGACAAUUGGUCUUUGCUUUAUGCACAAAAAGUCGCCCUGAAGCAUAAGCUACCUUUACAUAUUUGCUUCUAUUUGCGGAGGACAUUUAUGAAUGCACCAAUUCGCCAUUUUAAAUUCCUUCUUAAAGGAUUGGAAGAAACAGCAAAAGAAAGUAGGAAAUUGAACAUUCCAUUCCAUAUGUUUAUAUCUGAUGAAGGAGAAAACCAAAUUAUUGAUUUUAUGGUAGAAAAUAAAUUUGGAUAUGUUGUAAUCGAUUUUAGUCCACUAAGAAUUGCCAGAACUUGGGCUGAAAAUCUUAAAAAGACAUUGCCUGAUGAUGUUCCUCUAGUACAGGUUGACGGCCAUAAUAUUGUCCCGUGCUGGGUAGCAUCAGAUAAGCUGGAGUAUGGAGCUAGGACUAUAAGGAACAAAUUGAAAAAUAAAUUCGCUGAAUUUUUGACACCAUUUCCUCCUGUUACGGAACACCCAUAUUCUGGAGAACAGAAAGCAAAGGAAAUAGAUUGGGCUGCUGCUGAAGCUUCAUUGGAAGUUGACAGGACCAUAGAUGAAGUCAGCUGGGCGAAACCAGGUUAUUUAAAUGGAAUGAAGAUGCUUCACGAAUUUUGCCAAAAGCGUCUUAGCAAGUUUGCCCAGAAAAGAAAUGAUCCCUUAGGAAAUGCAUUGAGCAAUCUUUCACCAUGGUUCCAUUUUGGUCAAAUAUCAGUGCAACGCUGUAUCCUUGUUGUAGAAUCUUUCAAAUCAAAAUACAAAGAAAGUGUUGAAUCUUUCUGUGAAGAAGCGAUAAUCAGAAGAGAAUUAUCUGACAAUUUUUGUUAUUAUAAUCCCAAUUAUGAUAAUAUAAAAGGAGCUUAUGAUUGGGCUAGAAAGACAUUAGAGGAACACAAGAAAGACAAACGGGAAUGGCUGUACACUCAAGAGGAGUUGGAAAAUAGUUUAACGCAUGAUGACCUUUGGAACUCGACUCAGAUCCAACUUGUCAAAGAAGGAAAGAUACACGGUUUUUUGCGAAUGUAUUGGGCAAAAAAAAUAUUAGAAUGGACAGAAUCUCCAGAAAAAGCUUUGGAAAUUUCUAUUUACUUAAAUGAUAAAUAUAGUUUAGAUGGUAGGGAUCCUAACGGAUUUGUUGGUUGCAUGUGGUCAAUUUGUGGUAUACAUGAUCAAGGUUGGAAAGAGAGGCCUGUUUUUGGUAAAAUACGUUACAUGAACUACAAAGGAUGUGAACGGAAGUUUAAUGUGUCCGCAUUUGUUGCAAGAUAUGGAGGAAAAGUUCAUAAGAAAAAAAAAUAAAAUUAUGAAGAUUUAGAUUUAAUGCUAAAAGUUCAAAUCUAUAUAUAUUUACAUCACAAUUUAUUUGUUAUUUUAAUUAUGAUAACAGUAUCAUAUGGCAAAAGUCUCCCAAAUGUAGCGGCCACAGCACUCACAGCCAAUAUGGGUUAUUGAACACUUAAGCAAAUGUUUGCUAUAUAUCUAUCCAUUUUGUCACUAUUUAAUUUAUUUUUCUUUAAUUUAUAGUAGUUCUAAUUUAUACUAUUUUAUUAACUAAGUAUUAAAGCCUGUGAGAUGUUUUCUUUUUAAUUUAUAACUAUAUCUUUCUUUUUUAUUUAUAUUUAUAUCACUAUUUGUUUAUUAUUUAAUUAAGUGAAUACUAAAACCUAUGAGAUUUUUUUAUAAUUAAUUUUGUCUCUCUUUUAUAUGUACAUUCAUAUCAUUUAUGUUUGUUAUUGUAAUUAUUAUUUGAUUUACUAAGUAUUAAAACCUGUGAGA
This is a messenger RNA of Nezara viridula (southern green stink bug), 2226 nucleotides long. NCBI's taxonomy places the organism in Eukaryota, Metazoa, Arthropoda, Insecta, Hemiptera, Pentatomidae. The record is from the annotation of a GenBank genome assembly.